AUGGGAGAAGGCGAGGACCGACCGGAAGGCACGAUGAAUCCACGCGUCGAAGAAGUCAGCGACUCGGACAGCGACCCGUCAGAGAUGGGCAUCGACGAUGUACCCGCUCUGAUGAACGCGAAUAAUAUACCCAGCACGGGCAACAAGUCCAUGCCGACACCAGCGCAGAUGCAGGCGCUCCAAUCGCAGAUGCUGCAGCCGCAAUCGCCCUCGAUGACGACAUCUACGGACCGAGAAAAGUCCAAGCACUACCAGUGUUUAUACCCCAUAUACUUUGACAGGUUACGGACAAGGGCUGAAGGGCGUCGCGUGGGCAAGGAGCUUGCGGUGGAGAACCCUCUAGCACGGGAGAUGGCCGACGCUGCUGCCGACCUGGGCCUCCGGACUGUCUUUGAGCCUGACAAGACUCACCCCAAAGACUGGGCCAAUCCUGGCAGAGUGCGCGUCCUUCUCAAGCACCAAGGAAAAUUGAUGGACGACGAUGUGAAGAACAAGCAUCAUCUCUACAUCCUCAUCGCACAGGCCCUGAAAGCCAACCCGACACAGAAGAACACACCUUUCAGAUUACCCAUCGCGGGCCUACCUAUGCCCAAGGAGAUGCCGGAGCCAGCGAUACCAAAGGGCUGGAAGAUGAGCAAGAUCCUCCCUCUACAUUCACCUGCUCUAACGGGCGGUGGUGUCAGUGAGAACUUCCUACAGGAUAUGAUGGGGGAGAUGAUGGGCGGCGAGGCAGGCAGCGGCGCAAGCAGCGGGACAGAAUCGAAGAAAAAGAUCAAGGACAAAAAGAAGAAGUAA
Alternaria ethzedia is the source of this 795-nucleotide messenger RNA. RefSeq lists its product as uncharacterized. Gene Ontology annotation, cellular component: signal recognition particle, endoplasmic reticulum targeting. Lineage: Eukaryota; Fungi; Ascomycota; Dothideomycetes; Pleosporales; Pleosporaceae. Gene Ontology annotation, biological process: SRP-dependent cotranslational protein targeting to membrane; SRP-dependent cotranslational protein targeting to membrane, signal sequence recognition. The record is from RefSeq and is a predicted model, not a curated record. The transcript has 3 exons. Gene Ontology annotation, molecular function: 7S RNA binding. The coding region runs from base 1 to 795 and encodes 264 amino acids.